This is a messenger RNA of Leptonychotes weddellii (Weddell seal), 5042 nucleotides long. It is a transcript of the gene RASL10A, whose product is annotated as RAS like family 10 member A. The record is from RefSeq and is a predicted model, not a curated record. Gene Ontology annotation, molecular function: GTP binding; GTPase activity. Lineage: Eukaryota; Metazoa; Chordata; Mammalia; Carnivora; Phocidae.
AUUGGGAGCUCUUUCGGGUAGCCUCUGCGUCCCUUUGAUGUGGCCCAUCUUUUCGUUACUUUGCGGCUUCCCUUGCUUUCUGGCAUUACAAGAUGCUCCAGGCUCAUCUUGUAUUUGUCCUGCCCCGACCCUAGCAUCAGCCAUUUCUCCAAGGAGCAUGGUGCCUUUCAUUGGCGAGUGGCCUUAGAAACCAAGAUCUAAGUGCUGGGUGUGUUUGUUGCUCCUGGGCUAGCACUUCUAGGACCUCUCAGCAGACAGAGCUAGGAAAUAUUUGUGUGCACACUUACCCGUGUAGACACACAUGUCCCUCCGUUGUUUUGUAACUAGUAGCUAUUUGCAUAUAAAAAUGAAAUUGUUUUAUAUGUACAAAUCUUUUACCCCUCCCACCUUACUAAAUUAUCUUGUUUUUUUCUCCGUUUUAUCUCAUCUCCUCCCACAACUGUGUGAAGUCAAGACCAUUGUUAUCCCAUUAUGGAGAGGGAAACAGGCUUAGAGAGUUUAAGUAAUUUGCACAGAUUACACACUCCUGGGAGGAGACCUCAAACUCAGCCCCACUCUGUGCUUCCUCCUCGUGUCCUGAGGGCCUUCAAGAGGCUGACCACUACACUCAGUGGGUGGCAUUAUAAGGAUGACCAAGGACCCACUAUAUGCCAAGCAUCUGAGAGAGGGGUACCCCCCCAUCCAGGGCUCAGGGGGUGAGUCACUGUUGGGACAAGUGGACUUGUGGACAAGUGUUAAAGGUCAGGACAGACCAUGAUGCAAGGUCGGGGUGGGGCCCAGAGCAAAUGCUCCUGGGAGCUGGAUGCAGUCCAGGGUGCUCGACCCCAGGAAAGGGCUGGAAUCGGGCCAGCUGGGGAGAAGCUGUGUGGGCACAGGUGGCAGGGAAGGGCGGUGCUCAGCAGGCUGGCAUCAGGAGGCUGUGGGCUCAGGAUUCUCCACCCGGUGCCUGCCCUGCCCCUGCCCAGGGCCUCCCAACAGCCUCCCAGCCCACCCCACUUUCUGUGGCUUAACCCUUCAGGGCUCAGCUUAGGUGUGGCAUUAGGCCUUUCCUAAGCCCCCAACCUCAGUAGGCUGGUGCCUCCCCUGGGUCGCCUCAGCCCCAGAGAUCCCAGGCCUUUCCAUCUGUCUGUGCCUGGCUGCAUGCCUGGCUCCUUCACAAGCCACAGAGGGCAGGCAGGAACCAGCCUGGCCACCAUGGGCCCAGCACCAGGUCCUAUGCUCCACAGGAACAGAUGUAUGGAUGCUUGAUGAGUGCUCUCUGGAGCACCGAAUGGGAAGCAUGUGAGGAGCCUGGGAGCCAUGGUGCAACAGACAGCACUCUGGCUGCCUCUCCUUGGGGAAGGAGUGAGGGGACCGCCGAGGGAAACUUAGAAAUUUCCAUCCCAGCCCAAGUUCUCUGGCUUGCUAGUCUUUGGGAAGCCUGGCACCUGGGCAGCCCACUCCCAUCACUGCUCGGCUCAGUCGCCAUGAAUGAAAGGGGCUUCUUCAAAGUCCCUUCCCACGGGGUCACAGGCUUCAACUGAUCUUUUCCUGAAGGCCCUCUGGUCCCUGGGCUGCUCAGAUAGUCAGACCUGAUGGCUCAAUGUCCGGGUUCCAGUGCCCAUCCCACCACUCUCCUGCUGGGAAAUCUCAGGAAAACCUUUGCACCCUUGGGCCUCAGUGAGCAUGCAGCUAUGGGUCGGGGCGUGGGACCUCACAGGCCCUUGCUAAACGGGGACUGCUGCUAGGGGUGCUGGCGCACGAGUUUCCUAGGGAAUGGGUCACCCCUGUGCGGUCUGCAGGGCUUUUUAGGAGCUUUAGGACAUUCGCCGUCCAGAGUGUCCUCCAUCAUUCCCAAACCAUGCAAACCAUGCACUGAGAAAGCACACUGGGACCCAGAGAUGCCCCCCACCCACCCACGCACAGCCCUGUUUGCUGGUUCUGAAGAAGCCUUGCCCAGUAAGGCACUCUGUCAGAAAGUGAAGCAAGGAAGGUUUUCCGGAGGAAGGACAUGCAGAACUAGCUCCCAAGGGUGGUCUUGUUCCCAAGGAGUGAGAAGAGAGGGUGCUCCAGUCAGAGAUGCGGGUCCCACCCAGGGCCUUAAGGAAGACUGUCCUGAUGUCAGCCCCGCACCCUCCUGAAUGCCAAAAUGGAAGGGGAGCUUAGUUUAUUUAUGCUCAGCCUUGUUCGCCAAAGGAAUUGAGGCAGCUCACAAAACCCAUAAGUCUGAAAUGUUAUAGAGUGGGGAAGUUGGGUGAAGGGAAAGAAUCAUGGCAGGAAAGGAAGAUGAAGCCAGUAGUCCCCCACUCACUGGGCUUGAAGACCUAGAACACCUACCAGAGGUAGCCACAAGUCUGGCUCUGAGCUCCCUAGUGGCUGAGGAGAAGAGUGAAAGCAGACCCAGUAUGGGAAGAUGAAAACAACCAGUACACAACCUUCUGUUGCCAUCACCUGCUUCCCUGGAGGAUGCACCCUCUCCUCACUUCAGGGUUAAGCUCCCCUCUCUCCUCCACUUCCCACUCUACGCUCCUACAAUUCCUGGAUCCCAUGUGUUCUAGAACCUACUCUCCUAAGGUAGGAUUUUCCCCUCUCUUUCCCUCCCUGUCUCUCCGGUGAGCUUUGAGACUGGGAAUGCUUGUUGAAGAGACACCCAAGUGUCUCUUGGUCAGUGCAGAAACAUAGAGCUGUCUGUACCUGUGCAUCUGGUCAGAGAAACGGGAGAGCCCCCCUCUGCAGGGAGGAGGCAAGCAGAAUCAGAGGAUGGGGGCUGGACAAACCCAGACUUUCCAAGCUGUAAUGGUGAAGGAGCUUCUCACUAGCUCCAGGGAGGGGGGAAUUUGGGCUUCGAGGGAAGCUACAGGCUACAGGUGGAGAAAACUUGGCCUUAGCAGUGACAGAGGUGAUGCUGACCAAUUUCUGGAUCUUUCAGCCUUGUUGGGACAGGGCUUCCGGGCUGAGUUUCUGCAACCCGGUGUGUACCAGGCUCAGCACACUCUGUCCAGCCCCACCUGUAUGACGGCCUCCUGAUAUAUUGUUUCAUGCUGGACAUUCACCUCUGUGUGCAGGACCAAAGUGGGAGGGCUCCUCAGAGGAGACCACAGGCUGUGCGUCAGGGGCCACCCACUGCCCCCCACCCUUGGAGAGCCCCCUCCCGGGCCUGUUGUCCUCUUUCAAACGGAGAUAACCAGGAUAAGGCUGUAGAUUGAGUGAUCACUAGGCAACAGCUUAGUAAAGGGCCCAGCACGUAGUAGGAUCUCAAGCAAGGUGCCUGCGUCUGAUGGCUGCGGAGCAGAGAGCCAGCGCAGCGCGGAGACUCGCCCAAGGUCACAGAGCUGGGGCUGUAGAUCCGACCCAGGCGGCCUGGCUCCAGCGGGCUGGGAUUGUCUGGAGCCAGCUUGCCGGAGCGGUGUUUGGAGGAGCGGACGCGGACGUGGGCGGGAAGGGACUUCUAUUUUGGAGCGGGUGAGAGGAGCGCGGGACACGGAGGGGGCUGGAUCCCUCCCCCGGCUCCCUGCGCCCCAGUCACCUUCCCGCGACCCUUCCCGGGAGGAGCGUCCCGAGCGGGUAGGGGGAAGGUGGGGAGGGGCGGGCCGGCGGUUACCUCAUCGCCGCCUCCGGGAAGCUCCGCUCGCUCGCUCGCGCCGCUGGCUGGGGCGGCGACUCAGGGCGCCGGAGCGACAGAAGGACCGGGGGACGGAAGCACCGAGGGGCAGCGCCGCCCCCGCGCCCCGAUCCGCUGCGGGACCCGCGCGGCCAGAAGGUCGGACCUCGGUGCUCGCGCUGCCGGCGGCGCCUCCAGCCGCGCUGCGGGGCGGAGGCGGUGUCUGCACCGCGCGCGGGGUCUGUUCUCUCCCGAGCUUCGGCACCUGCCGGAGCUGCUCGCGCGUCCUCCGUCGGCCUGCUCGGCUGUCUGUCUGCCCUCCGACCACCGCCCGCUCAGUCCUCUGGCCCGGCCUCUCCCGGCCCAGGGUGCUCCGGGCGGCGAUGAGGAGCGCGGGGCCAGAGCGCACCGUGCAGGGCACGCGGGGCUCACGGCGCGCCGCUGGCCCAUGAGGCUUUCCAGCGCUGGGCGCGGCAGGGCGCGCGGGCCAUGGGGGGCAGCCUGCGGGUGGCCGUGCUGGGCGCCCCGGGCGUGGGCAAGACGGCCAUCAUCCGCCAGUUCCUGUUCGGUGACUAUCCCGAACGCCACCGGCCCACGGACGGGCCACGCCUCUACCGGCCCGCGGUGCUGCUCGACGGCGCGGUCUACGACCUGAGCAUCCGCGACGGCGACGGAGCUCGUCCGGGUCAGAACCCCGGGGGUCCAGAGGAGUGGCCAGACCCCAAGGACUGGAGCUUGCAGGACACGGACGCCUUCGUGCUCGUCUAUGACAUCUGCAGCCCGGACAGUUUCGACUACGUGAAGGCGCUUCGGCAGCGCAUCUCGGAGACCAGGCCGGCGGGCGCACCUGAGGCUCCCAUCCUCGUGGUAGGCAACAAGCGGGACCGGCAGCGGCUGCGCUUCGGGCCUCGGCGCGCUCUGGCCGCCCUGGUGCGCAGGGGCUGGCGCUGCGGCUACCUCGAGUGCUCCGCCAAGUACAAUUGGCACGUGCUGCGUCUUUUCCGCGAGCUGCUGCGUUGCGCUUUGGUGCGCGCGCGCCCUGCGCACCCGGCCCUGCGCCUGCAGGGGGCGCUGCACCCGGCGCGCUGCAGCCUCAUGUGACUGAACUGGACGACGACGCCGAUGGUGGGGGGAGGGUGGUUUGAUUGGAACAACCGGGUACCUGGAUUGGACGAAAUUGCCCAACUUCUCUCGGAUUGGACAGGACAAAGUCUCCUCCCUGGUUGGAUGAGGAAACCUCCCAGUCAGUCUCCUGGGCGACAGGACUCUCUUUGAGCCUCAUUGGACCUAGCCAGGCCCCAAGCUACAUUGGGCUCAAGCAGUCCUUUCUGGGACCUCAUUGGGUUACAAUCCCAUUGGACUUGGUUAUUCUGAUUGGAAGCUCUCAGGUUGCUCCUGCGGCUUCACUGGACAAACUCUUAAGUCACACCUCUCGGAGGUAAUAAAGGGGAAAACAAUGCAA